AUGAAUAAUAAUAUCGAUACAAUUUUAACUGAAUUAGGGUGGAAUGAUGGAUUUCGAAUACCGGUAGCAAAUGAAGAAAACAAACAAUUAGAAGAAGAAAUUGAAAAAAAAAUAAAAUUAAAAGAGAAUUUAAGUACAAAACUCGAGUCAACAGAAGAACGAAUUAAAAUGAUGAAAAAACAUAUUAACAAUUUAAUAACAGAGAAAGAUAUGAAUCAAAAACUUUUAACCGCUCAUUCGACACAACUAAAAACUGAAGAUCACCAUUACCGAUUGAGUUGUAACACUGAAUCGAGUCUUCGGCAAGAAGCGCGGAAUUUUCAAAAAGAAUGGAAAGAAGUAAAUGAGAUGGUAUUAAAUAUUGAAAAGGAAUUACAGAAAAUGACAAAAAAUAUAGAAACCACAAAAAAGACACUUAAAUAUGAUGAAAAAGCUUUGCGAGAGUGGGAGGAAAUAUUGAAUGAAAAUGAGGAUAAUAACGAAUUAGUGGAACAAUAUAUGAAAGAAGAUUUAAAAGAAUAUAAGGAACUGGAAUUAAAACGACAGAAACUUAGUAACGAAUUACAAACAUAUCGGGAUACAAUUACUAAAGCAACAAAUGAAGCACGAGAAAUGGAGAUUAUUUUUAGUCGAAUAUCCACAUUGUAUGAUCAAGCAUUAAUAGAAUAUCGUCAAAUAUUUAAUCAAUGGAAAGAAAGUGUAAUCAUGUUACAGCAAAGAAAUGAUGAUAUUAAAAAAGUUAUUCAAGAAACUGAAGCACUACACGAAAUUUCUAAAGAUAAAAAAAAAAUAUUGCAAGAAACAGAAAAAUUUUGGAAGGAACAAAUUGAGAAUAAUAAGCAAGUUCAAGAUUCGAUUAAAAAAUUAGAUAAAGAGCUUACUAUGAUGAAAGAAGAACAGAAUAAGAUGAAGGAAAUGAUUAAUACAUACGAAAAUCAAUGCCUGAUACAAAAAAAUAUUAUGAAGGAAUUAACUCAACAUGUACAGCAAGUAAGAGCAGAUAUAAAACAUAAGAAAUUACAAAUUCAAAUUAAAAAUACAAAAAUAGAAAAAGUAAAUAAACAAAUAACUGAUUUAACUACAAAAUUACAAGACAUUAAUAAGCAAAAAGUAAACAUUGAAGGAAAGGCAAAAGAACUGGAGGAUAUGAUUCAGGAACAGGAGAAAAAAAAAUCCAAAAUGUCCAAAGAAAUGAAUCGAUUACAAAUGGCAAAUUUACAUAUUAUAAAUCAAAUAAAAGACUUAGAAAAUGAAAAUAAAGUUUUAAAGAUGCAAUAUGAAAAGGAAACUAAAAAAUGUGAAUAUUUAGAUAAAUUAUAUAUUAAAGAAGAACAAACUUUAGAGAAUAAGAAGGAAGUAUGGUAUCAAGUAGAAUUUGAAGUCAGAAAAUCUGAGAUGAAAUUGGACAGAUUAAGAGGUCAUGAAUAUAAUAAGUCUGUAGCAGAGAAGAAACAACAAAAGAUUGAAGAACUUCAAACUACCUUAGAUGAGAAAUUGAAAGUUUCUAAAUUAUUACAGAAACAGAUAACAACUUUAGAAGAUAAUAUGAGAAAAAUAUCAAACAGUUUAGCAAGCGACAACAAUGAAUUAGAGUACUUACGAAAUAAAAGGCAAGAUCUUGUUCUUCUCAUGAAUGCGGGAGAAAAACAACUAAAAGCUGCUCAAAAUCGAUAUGAGGAGAAACAAGUAGAAGAAAGCAUGUUACGGCUUAAAGUAUCCCAAAUGGAGAAAAUAAUAUCUAAUAUAGGGAAUAAUGUUUAUGAUUUAGAAAGAUAUAGACUUGAAUUAGAAGCAGCAAUGCGGGAACGAAAAGUAGAAAUUGCAGUGCAAAAGGAAUCUCUAAUUAUUCAAAAAAGAAUUGCUGAUGGUGAAUGUUCAGAGUUCAGAAAUGCUAUUGCUGAGAGAAAAAUACGAAUAAAACAAUUACAAGCAAGGUAUGACAACUCCACAGCUUUGUUAGGUACUAAUCCCGAUGGUACUCCAAUAAGUACUACACAUAUCAAAAUUCAAAAUGCACAAGAAAAAUACCUUUUACAAGAACAAGGUGAUAAAUUAGAUGAAACAAUCAGAAAAACUGAAGAAGAAAUACAAGCUAUGGAAAAUACAUUACGAGUAAUAAAUGUCUGUAAUGACAAAUACAAAGUAACUUUAACUAUAGAUGAUCAAAAUAAACCAGAAGUGGAAGAACAUAAAAAAUUAGAUGAACAACUACACUAUACAGAACACAAUUUAAAGGAAAAAAAGCAAGAAUUGCAAACUUUAACUGAAAAUAUGCAGAAAAUACAAACUGACUAUGUGCAAAUACUUAAAGAUAUAGAAGAAACUCAAGAAUACAAAGAAAAUAAAAACCAAUAUUUAACUGAUCUAACACAUCAAAUUCAUGAACAAAAACAAAAAAUAUCAAGAGCUAAUAGAAGUUUACAGAUUGCUAAAAAAAGUAUUCAUCAAUUGUUUGAAACUACAGAAGAUAAAACUUUGCUCAUACAAGAAAAAGAAACAGAACUGCGUGAACUUCAAGAACAAAAUUCUAUUGUUUUGCAAGAUAUUGCAGAUUUUACAGUCCAUCAUAUAGAAGUUGAAUCUUAUAUUAAAAAAUUAUUGGCAGUCCAGAAUAUAGUAUUACCAUCUAUAACUUUAUUUAAUCAAUCACCAGAAUCAAACAAAUCUCGUAGUAAUACAAAUUUAUCAGAAUGUUUGUCAAAAAGAACAAAUCGUGAAAAUAUUAUCGAAAUUUCUAGCAAUAAAGUUUUUGGUGGAUGGCAAAAAGUCUAUUCUCACGAGAGCUAUGAAUUGGGAUGUAAAAUGAAUAUAGGAAUUUUCCUUCCACCACAAAUAGAAGAAGGAUCUGUACCUGUUAUUUAUUGGUUAUCUGGUUUAACAUGUACAGAAGCUAAUUUUAUACAGAAAGCAGGUGCACAAAAAUAUGCUUCUGAACAAGGAAUAGUCUUAGUUGCACCUGAUACAAGUCCUCGUAAUCUUAAUAUACCUGGAGAAGAUGAUGAUUGGGACUUUGGAACUGGUGCUGGUUUUUAUGUUGAUGCAACAAAUGAGCCAUGGAAGAAAAAUUAUAGAAUGUAUAGUUAUGUUACUAAAGAGCUACCAGCUUUGAUUAAUGAAAAAUUUCCUGUUUUACCAGAGAAACAAUCCAUUAUGGGUCAUAGCAUGGGUGGACAUGGAGCCUUAAUAUGUGCUUUAAAAAAUCCUGGUUUAUAUAAAACAGUAUCUGCUUUUGCACCUAUAAGUAAUCCAAUUUCAUGUCCAUGGGGGAAAAAAGCUUUCUCUGGUUAUUUAGGUGGAACAGAAACUAAUGUUGCAUGGAAAGAUUGGGAUGCGACAGAACUAGCUAAAAAGUACAAUGGACCUCCUUUGGAUAUUUUAGUUGAUCAGGGAAAAGAAGAUAAGUUUUUAAAAGAUGAUCAGUUGCUGCCAGAAAAUUUGCUCUCUGCUGCAAAAGAUGCUGGAUUAUCAUUAGUUCUUAGGUUUCAAGAAGGCUAUGAUCAUAGUUAUUUUUUUAUAUCUACAUUCAUUGAAGAUCACAUUAAGCAUCAUGUAAAAUAUCUUAAAUCUUAA
Messenger RNA from Eufriesea mexicana, 3570 nucleotides. RefSeq names its product S-formylglutathione hydrolase. Gene Ontology annotation, molecular function: S-formylglutathione hydrolase activity. Lineage: Eukaryota; Metazoa; Arthropoda; Insecta; Hymenoptera; Apidae. The record is from RefSeq and is a predicted model, not a curated record. The transcript has 14 exons. Gene Ontology annotation, biological process: inner dynein arm assembly; epithelial cilium movement involved in determination of left/right asymmetry; cilium-dependent cell motility. Gene Ontology annotation, cellular component: cytosol; axoneme. The coding region runs from base 1 to 3570 and encodes 1189 amino acids.